Molecule: messenger RNA, 4419 nt
Organism: Nematolebias whitei (Rio pearlfish)
Lineage: Eukaryota; Metazoa; Chordata; Actinopteri; Cyprinodontiformes; Rivulidae
Gene: osbpl8
Product: oxysterol binding protein-like 8
Exons: 24
Coding region: 338-3040 (900 amino acids)
Cellular component (GO): membrane; cytosol; intracellular membrane-bounded organelle
Molecular function (GO): cholesterol binding
Source: RefSeq, a predicted model, not a curated record
UGAAGGCUAACAGACAGUGAGUUUGUGUUUUGUCGACAGUGGAGCGCAGAGCAGCAGUUUGAUUAUAUUUCAGCUCACCACACCUAAAUAUCAGUUCUUCGUAGCGUCGCUGGCUCAGGAAGACACGAGGAAUCGACUCAUUACACAAGAGACAAACAUUAAUGAGACAUUUUCACCGUCGUCUGCUAACAGUUAGCAGACAAACACGACCUGAGGACUGCGUUGAUAAUAUUUACAGGCAGCGUUGACCUCCUCAGGGGAGGCAGCCGAGAGACCUCCUCCACUAAAGAGUCAUGUGGUCAUCAGAGCAGCGUGGGCAGGUCUGACUCAUACCACCAUGGAGUCCUCUUCUGAGUCCCAACAGGAGCCCGAGAAAACUCUGCACCAUGCCGAGUUGAGAGAGCAUCACGCCACCUCCGCUGCCAUAGCACACAGCGAUGACAUCAUCCUUCUGACCCCCGGCAGGAUGAGCCAGCGGCAGGUGAAGGAGAGGGACAAGGAGAAGGAGGCGGGCCUCCAAACACCCAGCAGGGAGCACAUGGGCACUCCCUCCACCCUCAGCCCCGGGGUCAGCUACAGCCAUGGUUUUGAGAGAGGGAAGGAGGACCUCCUGCCUCUGCCUUUGAAAGAAGACUCCAACUCCAUAUCUAAGAGCAAGUCUGAAACCAAGCUGUACAAUGGAUCAGACAAGGAUGUGUCAGCAUCUGGAGGAAAGCUCACCAAGAAGGAGUCCCUCAAGGUGCAGAAGAAGAACUACAGAGAGGAGAAGAAGAGGGCCACCAAGGAGCUGCUCAGCACCAUCACAGAUCCUUCUGUCAUCGUCAUGGCCGACUGGCUGAAGAUCCGUGGCACUCUUAAAAGCUGGACCAAGUUGUGGUGUGUCCUGAAACCUGGUGUCCUGCUCAUCUAUAAGACUCACAAGAACGGGCAGUGGGUGGGAACGGUGCUGCUAAACGCCUGCGAGCUGAUCGAGAGGCCUUCCAAGAAGGAUGGCUUCUGUUUCAAACUCUUUCACCCGCUGGAGCAGUCCAUCUGGGCCGUCAAGGCGAGGCCGGGCUUCAACGGCUCGCCAGCUCGUAUGAUCCUCCGAGGUCGAUGCUGGAUGGACGCCUUAGAGCUGGCCCUGAAGUGCUCCAGCCUGCUGAAGAGGACCAUGAUCCGCGAGGGGAAGGAGGACAUGAGCACCGUGUCCACUAGUGGAGAACACUCCAUUAAUUUCUACAGCCUCCUCAGAGCCCACAACAUUCACGGCUUUCAGUUUAAUGACAGUGACCAUUUGAAAGAUGUGGACCUAUACUCGGAUAAAUCAGACAGAGAAGGAGAACAGGACCACGAAGAGUCGGACCCUGAGAACCUGGAAGAGAGCGACAGUGACACGUCAGAGCGCCAAGAUGACUCCUACAUUGAUCUGGAUAAUAUUGAACAUCUGUGUGAGACUCCGUACAUGGAGCAGUCCCACGAAGAGUUAGGAGAGGCCGGUGAGGCAGCUCAGACAGAAACCGUAUCGGAGGAGAAUAAAUCUCUCAUCUGGACGCUCCUGAAGCAAGUUCGACCGGGCAUGGAUCUGUCCAAGGUUGUACUGCCCACAUUCAUCCUGGAGCCAAGAUCCUUCCUGGACAAGUUGUCUGACUACUACUAUCACGCAGACUUCCUGUCAGAAGCUGCAGUUGAGGAGAAUGCCUACAACCGGAUGAAGAAGGUGGUGAAAUGGUACAUUUCUGGAUUUUACAAAAAGCCUAAGGGUCUGAAGAAGCCUUACAACCCCAUCAUUGGAGAGACGUACCGCUGCAUGUGGCUCCAUCAGAAGACCAACAGCAAAACCUUUUACAUCGCAGAACAGGUGUCCCACCAUCCACCCGUGUCAGCCUUUUACGUCAGCAACAGGAAGGACGGGUUCUGCCUCAGUGGCAGCAUCCUCGCCAAGUCCAAGUUCUACGGAAACUCCCUGUCAGCCAUAUUAGAUGGAGAGGCCCGCCUGACUUUUCUCAAUCGAGGGGAGGACUACGUGAUGAACAUGCCCUACGCUCACUGCAAAGGCAUACUUUAUGGGACCAUGACGCUGGAGCUCGGUGGUCAGAUCACUGUUGCGUGUGAGAAAACGGGCUACAGCGCCCAGCUGGAGUUCAAACUAAAGCCAUUCCUGGGCAGCAGCGACUGCGUCAAUCAGAUCUCUGGGAAGAUCAAGCUGGGAAAAGAGGUGCUGGCAACGCUGGAGGGACACUGGGAUAGUGAGAUCUUCAUCAACGAUAAGAAGACUGAGACGGUGGAUACUUUCUGGAACCCAACACCUGAGCUGAGACAGAACAGGCUGAUCCGCUUCACUGUCCCACCAGAGGAGCAGGGGGAGUUUGAGUCAGAAAGACUGUGGCAGCACGUGACCCGAGCCAUCAACAACAAGGACCAGACUGAGGCCACCAACGAGAAGUUCAUCCUGGAGGAGGCUCAGAGGAAGGCGGCCCGCGAGCGCAAAGCUAAAUGUGAGGAGUGGGUCCCCGCCUUGUUCGAGCAGGACCCCAUCACUGGAGAGUGGCAUUACAAAUACGCUGACACCAGGCCUUGGGAUCCGCUCAACGACCUGAUCCAGUUUGAGAAAGAUGGCUGUGUCCAGACCAAGGUCCGACACCGCACCCCUAUGGUACGUUCUGGCAGUCUUAUUAGUCUGAGUAACCAGGGGCAGCGGAGGGACAAUUGCAAGUGCCAGGUAACGGUGCCAAAGAGGAAACACAAGAGCGAUAAGCCUCAGAGCCCAGAGAGCGGCUGCUCUUCGCCUGAACUCGACCGCCAAGACUCGUCUGGCAGCGAGCGACACAAAAGCAAGCACAGCAGCCGGCUGAGGAAGAAAGGCACCGACCUCAGCGAGCUUCAAAGUGCCAUUGAAUCUAUAAAGCAGACCCAGGAGGACAUCAACAGGAGCAUCGUCGUGCUGCGGAGUCGCGCCGUCGGCCGAGCAGAAAGCAGCUCCUUCCUCCAGCAGCGCGACUUCGUCAUCAUCGUUUUCCUCGUGGCCCUGCAGGUUCUCAUCAACUACAUUUUCAAGUAGCAGCCACUCGCGUACAAGCUUUGUCUUUGACGCGUGUGUCCUGAAAACGUAGAAGCUUCCACAUUUACAGACUUUGACAUUUAUUUGUGAGGAGCUCGCAGCAGAUCUCUGAGAAGAUCCACAGAUUUCAAAGAAGUUCCUGAGAUAAACAUUCAUCAGCCACUCGGGAGCUCGUCGCUCCGCUUCGACGCUCGAGGCAAAGACAGCAGCUGUAUUUUAGCUGUCUUUGUUUUUUUUUUAUUCUAGUUAACAUUUCAGCUCAAACAGCACAAACCUUCUAACACGCAGAGGAGGACCACAACUUGGCUUCCCAUUAAGAACCCAUUUAAUUUUAAAGCUUUUUUUAAGAUGUCUUGUUUUCACUCUGGAUGUUUUCUGGGAACAAGAAGCAAACAAGAUAAGGGAAAAAGGUCCAGUUUAUUUAUUUUUGUACGAUCAGAACAGUUGAUCUCACCUUUGGACUCUGCGUGUGUGGAAACAAAGGAGAAGGACCAAAAAGGCAGGUGGCAGAAGGAAUGGAAGCGCUACCUUUGUGCAUACGGUCACUGUGCACACUGAGCAGCAUGUAGAAAACAGCGUUAGCGCUGUAGCUUUCUGUGCAGCGUUUAGCUUAAAGGCACAAAUGCGCUGAAAAGCCGAGAUGUUUGUGUUGCUCCGUUCUAUGAAAUCAACAGAUCAGGUGAUGAUCCGUCACCUAAGCACUCCGCUGAAGCUCGCCAAUGAACACCUUCUAUUGUUUUAUUUUUUAUUUAAUUUGCACAAAACUGUAAAAAAAACCACCUUUUACUUUGAGUAUGAAUUGUUUUCAUCACAGCAGUUUAACGUCAUCACUAGGAGAUUCACGUUAAGAAGUCGAGCGAAAACUUCAGCUUCAACAAAUAUUAACAUAUUCAGAAGUGACCACUGAGAAAACUCAGCUCUUCUUCACUGCCUGACCGGAGCAACGUUCAACGCUGAGCCUCGGUCACCUCCUCCAGCGCAUUUGAGCCUCGGGCCCUGACUGCUCUGCUCCGGGUGGUUUUAAAAACAGACUUUUUCUGCUCAGUUUGCACCUUCAGUCAACACAGAAGGUUUUAAAUCACAUUCAUUCCAUAGUUGAUAUUUGUAAAAACUUCAGUUUGUGGUGGAUCGGUGUGGACCUGACAUACAGAUCGUUUUAAAAAACAAUAAGAUAUCAGCCCACUAACACUUAAUGUUUUAUAAAUACAAAAUGUCACUUUAUUCUGGUCCUGUUGCUGUAAACCUUUGUGUUUUGAAACGGUUAAAAACUGAGGAGAAAACAGGAUCGAAGGAACAUCUGCCAAACUAAUGUGUUCACAUCCAAACUCAGACCUGAGCAGCCUGAAUAAUAAUUUAAGUUCCAAAAACACUUGGAACAC